Messenger RNA from Peronospora matthiolae, 345 nucleotides. The record is from the annotation of a GenBank genome assembly. NCBI's taxonomy places the organism in Eukaryota, Oomycota, Peronosporomycetes, Peronosporales, Peronosporaceae.
AUGUGUUCUCAGACUCAGAGUACCCACGCCACUUUACCAGAUACUGGUAUUGGCCAUGAAGACGACGUCGUCUCAGUAGUCUCCGGAUCAGAAACUGAAGACACCCAUGCCUAUCGAUCAGCGUCGGUGGUGGCCGGUGUUCCGGUGGCAGUCCACGAGAAAUUGGUUUUCCAAGUGAAGGGUCUUCAAGAGACCCUGAAGAAGACCUAUUGCAUGCUUGAUGCGAUGCAGAGCCGCCUUCAGGCUAUGGAGCGAGCUCAAACUCGGAGCGAAGCUCAGUUGGACUUUCUUAUUCGCUUGCAGCAAACCGGGUCACCGCCCUCUUCGUCGGCGCCAGUGCCUUAA